AGGCAGCCCACUGGUCCCGAUGAUGAUGAUGAUGAUGGCGGUGAUGGAGGAGCAACGCUGAGUUCACUCUCCCAGUUUUCGCUCCUCUUUUUUCCAUUCAUUCUUUUUAUGGUUAGAUUACAAAAGACAACGUAUAGUGACACAGAGAGCGACACCGCCGAUUUGACCUACUGCCUUUCUCCGCCUCUCUCCCGUCUCCUGAGCCGAGACCGAGAUGGGGAACGAAGCGAGCAUGGAGGGCGGCGGGCAGCCCGGCGAGCCGGGGACAGCCGGGAUGACGGGGUCGGUGAUUCCCGGAGGACCCGCAACAGGACCGGGGGCAGGACAGCACAUGAAGCCGGUCAACGGAACCGCUGCCGGGGGAGGGAUGGGGAUCGGAGGCCCCGGGAUGGGAAUGACGAGGGGUCCGAUGGGUAGCCCCAAGCUUGGCAUGCAACAAGGAGGCCACGGAGGAGGAGGAAUGGGAGGAAUAGGUGGAGGUGGAAUGGGAGGAGGAGGAAUGGGAGGAAUAGGGGGAGGAGGGAUGGGAGUAGGAGGGAUGGGAGGAGGAGGGAUGGGAGGGAUGGGAGUAGGAAUGGGCGGAGGUGGAGGAGUAGGGUCCAGGGCUGGCGAGCCCUACCGCCUGGCCACUCACGAGACUCCGACCUCCCCCCGACAUAUGCAGUCAAGCCAGGGGCCCGGCAUGGGGCAUGGCCCAGGGUCCGGCCACGGGAUAGGUCACGGUCCAGCGGGGUCCGGCAUGGUAGGCCAUGGGGGUCAUCCAAGUCCUGGUCAGCACAACUCCCGUCGAAACCUCCAAGUCGACUUCAGCGGUUCGGGCGGCUCCAGGACAGGCCGGUCUCCCUCUGCGUCUCCCGAUCGCGGCGUGACGCCCACCUCGCCCUACUCGGUGCCGCAGAUCGCACCGAUGCCGAGCAGCAAACUGUGCCCGGUGUGCACCACCACAGAGCUGUCCAACCCACCGGCUCUACCCAACUACAACACCUGCACCCAGUGCAAGUCCACCGUCUGUAACCAGUGUGGAUUCAACCCUAACCCGCACCUCACUGAGGUCCAGGAGUGGCUGUGUCUGAAUUGUCAGAUGCAAAGAGCUCUUGGCAUUGAUAUGACCACGCCUCGAUCUAAGAGCCAACAGCAGAUUCACUCUCCGUCCCACCAAGCCAAACCCAUCAUUCAGCCUCAGCAGCCUGCACCUCAGCCAAUACAGCCAGCAGCAGCAGCGGCACAGCCCAAACCUUUGGCACAGAGUCAGCCCAGCCAGCGGCAGCAGCAACAGCAGCAACAUCUGCAGCAGCAGCAACAUCAGCAGCAGCAUCAGUCUCAGCCUUACGGCCAGAGUCAACCCUACUCCCAGGCCCAGCCAUACUCCCAGUCCCAUCAGUAUCCCCACUCUCAACCCCAGUCUCAGCCCCAGUCGUACCCUGAGUCUAAGCAAGGGCCCCAGCCUCAGCCUCAUAUCUCUCCAGGCUUGCAGAGACACACAGUCCCUGGCGGCCCCCAGACUCAGACAGGGACCUUUCAGCAGGGCAUGAGGUCCGACCCAUACUCUCAAAGAGGUACUGGGGCUCCAGGAGCUGUUGGAGGUCCUACAGGAGGCCUCAACCAGCCUGGGGGACCACGGAUUCCCCACCCUGGCGCUGUGCCCCUCCCUGGCUUGGUAAAGGCUCCGUCCCAGCCCGAUUUGGGUCGCAGUUCUCCAAUGCACCAGCCUAUGGCGCGCCACCAUGACCAGACCAGAAGCGCUGGCUCCUCCCCAGCCCACAGACCUCAGAGUCAGGCCCCUCCUCCUGCUCAGGACGGUCUUACCAAACUGUUUGGCUUCGGGGCAUCGCUGCUCAAUCAGGCGAGUACCCUGAUCAAUGUUGACCCUCUAUCCACUGCCUCCACCCAGCCAAGCCCUGCACGAGGCAAGGUGGUGUUCAGUAAUACAACUGCUGACAACAGGCAGCAACAACAAGGGGCCCCUGGCACCAAACCAUUCAGUAUGGGGGGCCCUCAUGGUCCAACUCAAAUGGGUGGCCCUCAAUUGCAGAGCCAAAUGGGUGGCCCUCAAGCGCCGAGCCAAAUCGGUGGCCCUCAAGCGCCGAGCAAAAUGGGAGGCCCUUAUCCAUCAAGCCAACUGAGGGGUCCUCAUGUGCAGAGCCAAAUGGGAGACCCUUAUCCACCGAGCCAAACGGGGGGUCCUCAUACACAGAGCCAAAUGGGAGACCCUUAUCCAUCAAGCCAAAUGGGGGGUCCUCAUGCACUGAGCCAAAUGGGAGGUUCCCAAAUUAGUGCACCGCAUGCAUCAACCCAGAAGCAGCAGACCAUGCCCCAUCAACAAGGAAUGCCGCAACAACAGUCGCCCGCGCAUCAUCAAAAAGGGCCGCAAGGACAGCAACAUCAGCAAACACCUACUCAUCUGCAAAAGGCGCUGCAGAAGCAGGAGCCCGUGGUGGCCCCUGUGCCUGCUCCAGAGCCUGUGAAGCCUAAAGUGAACUGUCCUCUUUGUAAAACAGAACUGAACAUCGGCAGCUCCGACCCGCCCAACUACAACACCUGUACGCAGUGCCAAGGCCAAGUGUGUAACCUGUGUGGCUUCAACCCCACGCCACAUCUGGUGGAGAAGAAGGAGUGGUUAUGUCUCAACUGCCAGACCCAGCGGCUGAUGUCCGGAGGCGGUCUCGACGAUCCUCCACUUCCUGUUCCUCAUCCGUCUCCCAAGCACCAGCCAAUGGGCUCGCCCCGUCACCAGGCGCCAGCCAGUCAGCAAAGCCCUCUCCACAAAGCCACCAAUCAGCAGGGGCCCAGGCCGGCCCAGCCCCAGACGCAGAAAGCGCAGGCGGGAACUGGCGGUAGUGGGCCGUUUGCACCCAAUGCAGCCAAACAACUGAUCGACUCCAAGAUCACGACACCAGCUACGGCACCAGUAUCAACCACAGAGAUCCAGAAACAGCCAAAACCCACAGAGGAGAAACCCAAAACCGAGCCUGAGAACCAAACUGCCAAAGACACCAAACCCUUCCAGAGGAAAGGAGAGCAGAUCACACCCAUCAAGGAAAUCAAGAAGUCCAGGCACUAUGAUGAUACAAAAAACAACAGCACCCAUGACUUGUCACGCAGCCCUCAGAGCCUCAGUGACACCGGCUACUCCUCUGAUGGCAUCUCCAGCUCCCACAGUGAAAUCACAGGUCUAAUCCAAGAAGAGGAGAUGAAACUGAGUGAGAGGGGGAUCUGUGGGCGGGGUUCCCCACCAAGCCCUUCUGAAAUCACCAAGCUUGAAAGCUCCAUGAGGCCUUUGCUGGAGAAGAGCCUUUCUGAAGAGAAGGUAGACAGAAGGGGAAGGAAGCACAGAGACAGAGACUUGGAUGACAGAGGGAAGCAGCGCCCACGCUCCUUGUCAAUCCCACCAGAUUCAUACGACUCUGAUGAGGAACUGGAAGAUAUACUAGAGGAAGAAGAAGAUGCAGGAGACUGGGAGGGUAAACGGAAGGAAGGGAAGGAGGAGAAGAAGGAGAAGAAAAAGAAGGAAAAAGAGGCUGAGCCCACAGAGAUGACAGAUGAGGAGUUCAUGAGGAGACAAAUACUGGAGAUGAGCGCUGAUGAAGAUAAUGAGGAGGAAGAGAUGGAGGAAGAGGAAGAUGAGGAAGAUGAAGGAUAUGGCUACCAGAAACCCAAGAAAAACCACCACAAACACACAAUCUCUGACUCAGGGAAAGAGAAAAGACGUCUUCAGCACCACUCCAGCAGUUUUGAGGAGGAAACUAAGAGCUCUAACGAUGUUUAUAAAGGCUCAGUGGAGGAGGGUGAGGAAGAUGUGAUGGCAUCACAAGGAGGCUUGAGGCGCUUCAAAACCAUUGAACUCAAUAACACCAGUAGCUACAGUCGAGACAUGGAGCUUGGCAAUGAAAAUGACUUGAGCCUUGAUCGGGAACCUGAGCUAGAGAUGGAGAGCCUGACAGGAUCUCCCGAGGAGCGUUCUCGAGGUGACUACUCCUCCACUCUGCCAGCCACUUCAUCCUCGUAUGGCUCAGGCCAGUCACCUACUUCCAUCUCAUCAAUGGAGGAGGACAGUGACAGUAGCCCCAGCAGGAGGCAAAGGCUGGAAGAGGCCAAGCAACAGAGGAAAGCACGCCACCGCUCCCAUGGCCCUCUCCUUCCCACCAUUGAAGACUCUUCAGAAGAGGAUGAGCUGAGAGAGGAAGAAGAACUUCUGAGAGAGCAGGAGAAGAUGAGGGAGGUGGAACAACAGCGAAUAAGGAGCACAGCACGAAAGACAAAGAGGGAUAAGGAGGAGCUGAGGGCUCAGAGGCGCAGAGAGAGGUCCAAGACACCACCUAGCAAUCUCUCACCCAUUGAAGAUGCUUCUCCAACAGAAGAGCUGAGACAAGCUGCAGAAAUGGAAGAGCUCCAUCGUUCUUCUGCUUCUGAAUAUUCCCCUCAGAGUCUUGACUCAGAGGCUGAGGGAUACGAAUCCAAACUUUACAAGUCAGGCAGUGAAUACAACCUGCCUACCUUUAUGUCUCUCUACUCGCCAGUAGAGAAAUCAUCAACUACAACAACCACCACAGCACCAUCUUCAACUUCAAAACCGCUGAAGAGCGCUGAGGAGGUUUAUGAGGAGAUGAUGAGGAAGGCAGAGUUGCUUCAGAAACAACAGCAGCAACAGCAGCAACAUGGAAGGCAUGGACAGUACUACGAGGAGGAUGUUAAUGGACAAGGUUAUGAUGACGAGUAUGAAUAUGAACAAGAUCAAGCAGGAUAUGAUAAUGAGGCAGCAGAGACAGAAACUGAUAUUUACGAGGAGAUCCGACAAACAUCUCAGAACAUCACCAAGAUGCAGCAGGCCACUGAUGAGCAAGUAGAGAUCGAGAUUGAGACCUCCUACUCAGACAAACAGCUCCUAGACACAGGCUCAGUGUUUGCUAAACUACUGGAGCAGAGCAAUGCUCUACUCACUCCAGGGACCAGCCCCACCCAGAUCUCAGCUCCUGUCUCCUUUGCUGAGACUGGAGGACGGAUUCCUGAUGUCAGAGUAACACAGCACUUCUCUGCAAAGGAUGGACACAAAGACAGGAUUAAAAGCCAAGCAGGAAAGAACGGAAUAACUCCAGCAGUGGCUGCCACCACUAUUGCAGCUUAUGGAGUGUAUGCCAGAGAUGCAGUAACUAUUUCUCAGACUAGUACAAGCCACACAAUGACAACUACUCAGUCUGGUAUAUAUGUCCGACACACUUCAAGCCCUGCCACAUCUUCAACUACAGUCUCAAGUGUAUGCAGCAAGAUUGCAGAGAUUACCCAGGCCUACAGUCAGAGAGAAGUGAUCACCAGAAGGGUAGGGGAGACCAGGGAUGUCCAAGUGCGAGACAGCUCAACAUCGUCCACUGAGAGAGUUAUUGAGCCACGCUCCCCAAAGUAUACUACUUAUUACAGGAGCACUAGUCCUCCUCUUUCUCCAUCACCACCACCACAGAGUCCUACCCAUUCACCUUCCAGAAGGAAUACAGCUGAGUUCUCCACACAGACUUUCAGUUCAGCAUUGCGGAUGUCAGAGUCAGCCAUCUCUGGGCCUACGUCUCCAGUGACAGCGCAAGGAACCCAAACAUCUCAUCGAUCAGUUUCACCACGGCUCUAUCGUCAGCAGUCUUCCCAGGAUGUCCCAUACUCCCCACCUCCAAGCCCAGCUAGGCCAAUGACAGUCAACACUGCUACUUCUCCCCUGUCAUCACCUACCCAAUUUAGCCGCCAACCAACAUUUGACAAUUACUCCCCAUGUGGCAGCCCUCCAGACACACCACCUUACCAACACUCUCCUACACGUAGCUUCUACCGGACACAAAGAGUGGAGAAAGUAAAUGUGGGAACAAGUAUGGUCACCACAUCCAGCACUUACACCAGAGGGUCCAUGUCAAUGGACAACAUCUCCCUCUGUCGAAUAUCUACAGUCCCAGGUACUUCUAGGGUAGAGCAGGGCCAUAUGAUCCAAGGCGGAAGUGUUGUGGACCUCAGAACAGCAACCAAACCAGCUCCUAUUAUCAUGACUGACCAGGGAAUGGAUCUCACCUCCUUAGCUACUGAAAGCAGGAGAUACCAUGGUGGAUCAGAGAGUAGCAGACAUUCCACGAUUGUGCAGCCAAUGAUUAUGAACUUGAACACCCAGGAGAUAAUCACACCAACCACUGUGAGUGUCACAGUGGCUGCUUCCAUGUUCAUGACCCAGCCCAAACAGCCAACAAUCUAUGGUGAUCCCCAUCAAAACCAAGUGGAUUUGGGUCAGGGUAUGGGUUCGGCUGUGUGUCUUUCCCAAAACAAACCAACUGACCCAACAAUACCAAAAAUUGAUGCCAAAUUGGAAGACCUCAGUAUCCAACAGAGAGAGCUACAAAUACAGCAAGAGAAGCUGCAGAAGCAACAACAGCUUCUUGAACACCAGUUGCAGCAGCACCAUCAGAUGCAACAUCAGCAGCAACAAGUAUCUUUGGCCAGGUACAGCCUUACCGGUCAGAUCUCACCUUUACUGAAAAAAGACAUGCUAGUCAGUCAGACUAGCGCUGCCUCAGCUGUGGUCAGUGCUGUAUCACCAGUCAUUAACCCUGAGAUGUAUGGCACUGGUCCCGUUGAGCUGAAAGGGAAGCCUAGUCCUCCUGGUUUGAUAUCAGGAGGUAAAUCACCACAUAGCAUGGUAGUACAGAUGGACGGCGGGCCAGAGCAGGCCAGGGCAAUGACUCAGCUAGUGAAGGUAGAAGUAGGACAGGAUGCUAUGGACCUGACAGGAGGCCAAAUUAAACCUGAAAACCAACCAGCUUGCUGUGAUGUUGUUUACCGACUUCCAUUUGGUGGAAGCUGUGUCGGUGGUGAGAAAGAGGGCAUAAGGCCUCCAUCUGCCCCACCUCUCACCUAUGAGUCUGACCAAGAAAGACUACCUGAAGGGUACCAUGAAUAUCCAAUGGAUGAACGUAAGGCCUACACAUUACCUUUCCCUGGUAGGCUUCAGCCUUCAAUGUCUGAUACAAACCUAGCUGAAGCUGGGCUACAGUCCUACCAUUCUAAACUAGAACCACACCUCCAAGGCACAGGAGAACUUGCCAUGGAUCUAACUGCAAUGAAACAGGGGUAUGGAGGAUUUAUGGGGAUGCAGUAUGGCUCCUAUACAGAUUUACGGCAUGGAGGAGACAUCACAGCCCAAACGCUGCCUAUAAGGAGAUAUAAUUCCUUGUCCAACAUCAGUUCAGACUAUGGCUACUCUGCUCGUGACAUUGCUAACUUCCAAGAAGCUAACUUGGCUCAGUACAGUGCUACAACUGCCAGGGAGAUCAGCCGGAUGUGUGCAGCUCUCAAUUCCAUAGAUCGAUAUGGAAGCAACCCAGAACUGAUGCAGUUUGGUGGUUUGGGGAGAGGAACCGGGCCUGGGGCUUCCAGAUUUGCAACAGGUCUCGGCAUGAGACAAACCCUCCUUUUUGGACUAGAUGGGAAGCCAAUCUCCCACAGUCAAGCGCUAACCAACCUUAUCAAUGCCAGGCAGGCCAGUCUCAGAGCCAUGUACCCUGCUGCUAUUAGGUCCGCUGAUGGGAUGAUCUACUCCACCAUCCAGACCCCCAUUGCUUCUACACUUCCCAUAACAACACAGCCUGCCUCUGUUCUUCGCCCACUACUGAGGGGGGUCUACAGGCCAUACCUCUCUGCCAACAUGACACCUGUGCCCCUAUCCAGUCUUAGCAGACUACCAAUGAGCCCAAGAAUACCCUUAACUGGGCAAGCUCCAGUCCGCUACCCAGCACCAGGUCUUCUCCAAAUAACGUUAACCACUGCCACUUCUGCUGGUGCAGCGACAACUUUAGGAGCAGUAGGUGCCCCAGUGUCUGUUUCCAUUACAACUACUAGUUCUACACUCCAGGAUGAACCAGUUUACCUCGGUAAAAGUGUAUCCUCAUCAGCGGAGGUACAAGGAACAGUUGUUAUACCAAUAGAGCCACAGCAGCAGCCAAUAAACCUGUCCCAGGCCCACCUGAACAGUAAACAACAACAACAACAACAACAACAACAACAACAACAACAACAACAGCAACAAGUGGCAUCUGCUCAGCAGCCACAACAGCCUCCUCCAGCAGCCCAUGCCUACCCACCCUCAACUCCUUCACACACUCAUGGCUACACCCAACCACCAGUCGGCCCCUCUGUCCCCACUAGUGGCUUACCCAUUUCAGGGGGUCUUCCUCCCUUCCCCCCACCAGGUGCCAUACACAAGGAGGGUGAAACCGAGGCAGAGAGGCUGCAUCGGCAGCAGGAGCAGCUUCUGCAGAUGGAGAGGGAGCGCGUGGAACUGGAGAAACUGCGGCAACUGCGCCUGCAGGAGGAGCUGGAACGAGAAAGGAUAGAGCUGAAGCUGCACAGGGAUAAGGAGCAGAUGCUUGUGCAGAGAGAGUUACAUGAGCUGCAGAACAUCAAGGAACAGGUCCUACAGCAGCAGCAGCAUGAACGCGAGAAGCAACUCGUUCUCCAGAGGGAGCAGUUGGCGCAGCAGAAGUCACAGCUAGACCAGAUCCAGUCUCUACAGCACCAGCUCCAGCAGCAGCUUGUAGAGCAGAAGAGACAGAAAACGGCUGCAGCUCAGAGCAUUCAGCUUGAUGCGAACGGACAGCCCCUGCCCCCUUACAUCGACUCUCAGAUUGGAUCCCGCUCUCUCCCCAACUCCUCUUCAGAAAUGUGUCUGAGGAGUCAGCAGGAGCACAUGGAGACCAGGACCAACAUGAGGAAACACAGCUCCAUGACCAGACUGAGCCGGGACAGCUUGGACGGAGACGGCGUGGUGUUCUACGGCUCCCCACGCAGGAUCGUGGACAGCUCUGUGCAGACAGACGAUGAAGAUGGAGAGGAGAGGUACAUGAUGCGUCAUCGCACCAGAAGGCGUGGUCGUAGUGUUGACUGCUCAGUCCAGACAGAUGACGACGAGGACAAGGCUGAGACUGAGCAGCCGGUCCGACGAAGACGUUCCCGUUUCUCCCGGCACGCUGAGUCCAGUGCCCCUGGCAGCAGCACUGCCGCCACAUCCACCACGGCCUCUGACACCAAGACCGAAACUCCCAAGAUGGUAUCCUCCAGUAUUGCCAUCCAGACCAUCAGGGAAAUGUCUUGCCAGACGGAAGUGGAGCACUUAGGAAGAGUCUCUCCAGCAAUCCAUGUGACUGUACCAGACCCGAAUAAAGUAGAGAUUGUGCACUACAUCUCCGGACCUGAGCGGACCCAAAAAGGACAGUCUCUAGCAUGCCAGACUGACCCAGAAGCCCAGUCACAGGGUGUUGUUGCCCCCCAGCUCAGUGUACCAACCACGGUCAGUCCAUAUUCUUCCUCUACCAGCACUGGAACGCAACAAUCCGGUUCUGUCGACCUCCUGACCCAGCAGCGCCAGCAGCAGCACAUUGCAGCAAACGCAGCCAAGUUUGAGCGCCGCCGCCCCGACCCGCUCGACAUCAACUACCAGCCUCACAACCACAUCCACAACGAGUCUAUCUCCAGCAUCAUCCGGCAGCAGCAGACAACUCCCAAAUCCCCACAAGUCCUCUACUCUCCUGUCUCCCCGGUGUCCCCUCACCGCCUGCUGGAGAAUUCUCUGUCCAGUGAGAGGCUGAACAAAGCCCAUGUCACACCUCAGCAGAAGUCCUACACAGCAGAGUCCCCCCAGAGACACCCUUCUGUGCCCCGACCAAUUAAGAGCACCCAGAGGUCCAUGUCAGACCCCAAGUCCCUCAGCCCCACCACAGACGAGCACACCAAGGCCCGGCUGUCCCUCUACCAACAACAAGUGCUCCAGAGCCAGCUGGCAGCUCUACAGCAAAGCUCACUACUCCGAAAGGUUAAGCGAACCCUGCCCAGCCCUCCUCCAGACGAGACUACCACAUCAGGUCACCUGCCCAUGAUGUCACCCGCCCUCCAACAGGUCUACCUGCCCUCCGUGCCCAGCCACAAGCCAGCAACCAGGUCUGGUCUGGCUGCCAAAGCCAGCCUCCUCAAAGACCUCACCCACGAGCUGAAGGCCGUGGAGCAAGAGUCGACCAAGCUGAGAAAGCAGCAAGCUGAACUGGAGGAGGAAGAAAAAGAAAUUGAUGCUAAACUGAGAUACCUAGAGUUGGGGAUCCACCAAAGGAAAGAGACACUGGUCAAGGAGAGGGAGAGGAGGGAUAUUGCCUACCUGAGGUGUAUGGGGGACACGAGGGACUACAUGUCUGACAGUGAGUUGAAUAACCUACGUUUGGCAGCUGCAGCUGCAUCACAUGAGUCCAAUGGGCUUCUGUCAAGGCCAAGCACCGCCCCUCUGAGUCAUUUCACCAGCGACCUAAACACAGCAGCCCAGUACCCACCGACCUCAUCCUUCCUCUCCUGUCAGUACCCCCAGAGCCAACCGGCAGCACCAAUGCAGCAAUCUAGUGUGCCGUACCAGUCUUCGACAUUCAACCAGCCUCCCUAUCCCACAGUGUCUCAGUCCCAGGCACUGCCACAGCCCACGCCCCUCCAGAGCCAUGUACCACCACCUGGUCCUUACCAGUCUCAAACCUCCUACCCCUCCCAUACCUAUCCCCAAACUCAGCCCCCAUACCCCCAGACAGACAUGGGGUUACCAGCUGCACCUCAGCCUCAGCCCCAACCGGGGCAUACAGGUUUUGGACCUGCACCGCCUGGUCAGCCCCCAUACCCCACCCACAGCUCACCCUAUCCCAGCGCUGUGUCCUACCCCAGCCAGACCACCCCAUACCCUGGGCAGCCCCAGGUUGAUAUCUUGACAGUCCACCCGGGAAGACCAAGGCAGACUUCGCUGGCCGAUCUGGAGCACAAGAUGCCCACCAACUACGAGACGAUCAGCAACCCCACAGUUGUGGUCACCACCACUGCCCAAGACUCUACCUAUUCCAGUGCAGCCCCCUCUUAUGGUCAGUACACUGGAUCAACAACCAUGGCCAGCUCCUAUGGGCCAUAUGGGUCAGCACCAGUGUCCAGCAGUUACGGUGGGUACUCUACCAUGCCACCCAGCACUUAUGGCCAAUAUACUUCAUCUUCAGCUAAUUCAUAUGGCCAGUACACCACAACCACUGCUAAUACUUAUGGCUACACCACCACCACAGCCAGUUCAUAUGGACAGUACACUUCUACAGUCUCCAAUGCCUAUGGGCACUCUGUAGACAGUCCCUCCACAUACAGCACCGCAGAUGGGAUGUACGGGGCUCCUGGCUUAGAGCAGAACAUUCCAAGAAACUACAUGAUGAUUGACGACGUAAGCGAGCUUACGGCAAAAGACGGGCUGGGCACGUCGACAGGAGACAUGAUGCAUCAUGGCGGCAGUGGGCGUUACCCGGGUGACAUCCACGGCCACAUCAACACCAUUGGCAGCACUACGCGUGGGGGAACUGGCAGCUCCUCUUACGGCAGGGCACCUGAAGAGGAAGCGGCGAUGCAGGAAGAGCUGUACGACCACCACGGCAGGGGUAAGAGCAGCUACAGGCACGGACCUCUAGGGGGCAGCAGCAGCAGCGUGAGCUCUAGCAUGGGUGGGGGAUCCUCCUAUCACUAUGACUACGACUACAAACAUGGCAGCAUCCGCUCCGGGGUACAGAAACCUUCGUCGUCCUCCAGAAGCCUUCUGGCUCCUGCUGUCAUGUCCACCAAGCGCAGCAAGCACAGGAAACUCGGGAGUAUGGAGCAAAAAAUCUCCAAGUUUUCCCCCAUUGAGGAGGCUCGGGAUGUAGAGGCAGACCUGGCCUCCUAUUCCUCAUCAACAGGUGGGGCUUAUCCCUCCUCUCACAUUCGAGGGCGCCAGCUGAUCGAGGAUUACGGCUUCAAGACGAAGACCUACGAGGGCGGCAGUGGCACCACUCAUGGUAGUCGAUACUAUGGUUCAACAGGGGAGGACGACGAUAGGAUUUACUACAACUCCACCGGCCGCUCCCGUUCCACCGGCUACGGCAUGGACAAGAUCUCAGCCAGAGACUACUCUGGGUACCGCAGCCGAUCAUAUGAGAGGGACGACCGCGCCUACCGAUCUGGCCACAGCCGGGGCCGCCAACCAACCCGGCAGUACUCUGAAGAGGAGAGCCCACUUAGUCCCCUGAGGAGGUUCAUGGGUUCGGGGCGAUCAUCAAGCUUAGGCCCCGACCCGUGCGACAGCCGCAGCAGUAGAUAUCAUUACUAUUAUGGCCAGUAUGGUUCCAGCCACUCGCUGCCAGAUGUACAAGACCACAUACGAGACCUUCCCAGGACACAUGUCUACAAAUCGGAUGAUACAUACAUUAUAGACGAUUAUCAUUGCGCGGUGUCAGACAGUGAAGCCUACCAUCUGGGCCAAGAAGAAACUGACUGGUUUGAGAAGCCACGCUCCAGUUCUCGACACUACGGCAGCAGCCACUCAUCUGGGAGGAGCCGGCACGGUGUCAAACAUACCUACCACGAUUAUGAUGAGCCUCCUGAGGAGGACCUGUGGCCCCAGGAUGAGUACGGCCACGGAGGGCGACACUCUGCAUCCCGUGACCACAGGCCCCAAGGCAGCUCUGGCCGUCAGUCAUCUGCAUCACGUCAUUCAGAUGAGCAGAGGGCCUCGAGGUCAUCCAAGGGGCACCCCAAAGACCCGGCAAUGCGCCAAGACCCUACAGCACGAUCCUCAUCUGUAGGAAGGCGUGGUGAGUCCAGGUCCGGAGGGUACCACUCUUCGGACUACUCCCGAGAUCCGUCUGGGCACCACCAUGGACAGCGCUCCUCCAGACAGGGGGACCCGCACCGUUCCUCACGGAGCAAGUCCCAGCAGCCAAUGGACAUGCAGGGCCAGCCACCUGGCUCCUCCAGGUCUGGCAGCUCUUCCCGGGGUCAGGGCCCCGCUGGAGGGCCUACAGGAUCAGGGCGACAGGGUGGUCCAGGUUCCCAGACAGAUGGAGCUCCAGGACAGAGGACCCAGCUCCAACAACAAGCCCAGACAUCAGCAGCCAGGUCAGGGCAGCCUGGUGCCGCAGUGGCCACCGGCCCUCAGCAGCAGCCCCCAGUCCAGGGACAAGGCAUGGGCAUGGGCAUGGGUAUGGGAAUGGGCAUGGGGCAAGGCCAAGCCAAGCCAGGACAGAUGGGUCCAGCGGGUGGACCCAUGGGUCAGGCCAGGCAGACAGGUCCCGCAGGAACCAUGCCAGCCACCAUGGCCAAGAUGGACACGCCUCCAGUAACAGCUAUUGGAGCAAAGGCAGCGCCGGUCAUGGCCACAAAAGCCGCCCAGCCCCCACUCACAGGCAUAGGCUCCAAGGCAACUACUAGGCCAGGAGGUAUUGGCAGUGCAGCAGCAGGUCAGCCUGGCAUGGAGGGAGACAGCAUGUUGUCCAAGAUCCUCCCUGGAUCCGCCGCUGAGCAGGCCGGCAAACUGGGAGACGCUCUCACCGGUUUUGGCAAGAAGUUCUCCUCCUUAUUCUGAGGCGCUGAGAUUAAGGACUAUGUAAAUGUUAAAUGACCACGUCACGAGGCCCCGUACCAGAAAAACCUGUGAAGUUCCCCCCCUGCUUUUGUUUUACUAAAAGAGAGAGAGGAGAGAGAGAGGGAGAGGGGAACAGAGAGGAGAGAUGAGCAUACUGACCAUGUCGAGCCAACAUCCAUCUCUAGAAGGACUAUCCUCCAUCCAGCGUCCCCCAGCCAAAGGAAUUGUCUCCACCAAACUACUGCGGAACCGACCUGUAGCAGUUGAACACUUCUCCGGCCCUUCAACACGAAAGAGCUUCUGGCAGCCAAAAAUGACAGCAAAAUUCAAAGAAACAAGUUUUCUUUUUCUUUUUGCUGCUCUUCCUCCAUGCCAGUAGAGGGAGCUCCACUUACAUCACCGGAAAUCCACCCAGCCGUAGCAGACGAGUAGAACCAAUGGAAGCAUUGGACCACCUCAGCCCUACAUGUGGAUUUAAAACUGCAGCUUCAGCGGGGGGAAAAAAAUAAAAAGGUGGAGCAAUUCUACUCCCUAUAUGCUGACGACUUCACCGUUUAUAUGGGAGCUGCUUGUUCCUGCUUUGCAGGAAAUGGUAACUUUACCACAGGUAUGGUGGCAUGCUAGGAUCCUUGAUUUCACAGUCCUGUGCUCAAACUAGGAAUAACAGCAACAAACCAGCCUCUCUCCUCCUUUUCUAUCUCUUCUCAAAGUAAAAGAAAUGCGUGGAAAAAAUGGAAUAAAAACUUGCUGAGCUACUGCAGGUUUUUCUGGUACUAAAGACCUCUUGUUACAUCACCUGUUGUGAUGAAGUUAAUGAAAAUGUCACAUUGAAUGAAUACGACAAUGCUAGCGACGUAGUCGACACGCAGAGAAACCAGCGUGUCGACUUGCGUCUCUUUCCACGGUUUGUUUCUAUCUACAUUCCAGAUUGGAACUGUUGAAACCUUUUGCUCCCUCGGUUCCUCACCUCUCUGCGUUUCUUGAAUGCUGAUUAUUCUUUAUUUCAAUCCCCACCCCAACAAUCCUCAACUUGCCAUGUCUUUUAAAGAAGUAUAUAGUGAAUUCAAAAAAAUAAAAAAGUAGGAAUUUGGAAUGCAUGGAACUUUAUAUCCAAGACCUUACACUGUUCAUCAUUACUUAACAGAGGCCAUAAAGACACUGGCAAACACAUCUUAGCUAGACGACUUAAACAAUAACAAAGAAGAGAGAUUUCCGGAGCAACACACAGGAAUCGGGCCACGGGAAUAAGAGGAGCCUUUUUUUUUUUUUUUAAGGGGAAAAAAAAACCAGUAUGUGGUCGGGUUGUUUUUCAGCCAUUGCAAAGCCAUUAAGACAACAUUUACCUGCAGUGCUUGUGGUGAUGGGGUUUCUCCAACUACUCCACAACAUUUGGCUCUCAGAUAUUUCUCAUGUUGUUGUUGUUGGUUAUCAUUGUGUUCUCUUUUCAUUUUUUCAAAUUUUCGUUUGUUAUUUGCCUGGGUUUUAUGUUGCAGGUUACCAAUAUCGCCUUAAUCAUUCUUGAAUCUUUUUAUUUUGAAGUUAAACUGGCAUAUUUUUUUAUUACACCCUGUAAACACAUAUUUUCAUCACACCCCUUUUUUUAUGUAGUGAUAUUAACCGGAACACUGGCCACAGUGAGAUUAAUUUAUAUUUUUGAAAUCAACUUUGUUUUUGAUAAUUGUUUGUGAUAUUUUUUCAUUUAUUUAUGCUUUGUAAUGUUUUGUUACUUUCAUCAUGCCCCCUGUCAAUUUUUCUGACUUGUAUUUAUUCUCAAUACUUAUAAAAGCAAUAGAGUAAGUGGUAAGAAAGUAGAAAGCACAAUCCUGUGUCAUUGUCAAAGUUGGCGGAAUAGAAACGUGUUGCCUCCAUCUGUCUUACUUACCACUGAUGUACUGCUCAAGUCUGACUUAAACGUACCACCAACGGUACGCCAAUAUUGUACUACUGCUGGACUAAUGCAUCAGAGAGCAGGUGCUCACCUACAAACAAGAGUUUGGUACCGCCCAGAUCUUCUCCUCCACCCAACAGUGAGACAUCCUGUCUUCGAUCAGCCAUCAGCCAGUGGAUCGGAGUGAUGCGCCGCUUAUGAUGGCUAAAUGGAGUCUGAUCUGAAAGCACUGCAGGGCAGCAGAGAGGCACUGAAACGCAGACCGGGUCACGCACCGCGGCAGAACUGGACUAGUCGUCGUCACCUGCGGGGGUUUGGGUUUCAACGUGACCCUUCUGACCCUCCGAGAUCGAUGUUCAUUGACUCACGCGUCAGUGUGUGUCAGUGUGUGUGUCUUCACUCUUGUCAAAUGUGCACAGCACACGUGAAAUCACACUCGAAAAUGGUGUCAAAAAGAAAGAGAAAAAAAAAAAAAAAAAAAAACAGUCAGCACUCAUGUGACUGGGGAACCAAAAAUAACACACUUGGUUGUGUCACAAAGUCACUCGCCUUUUUUUUAAACUCUUCAUUUUCUAUCGUGGUGGCGUCCAGACCUGUAACCCAACCCCUCCAACACCUCUCUCUCAGACUGUCAGUUGUCAUGGAAACUUCUCAGGUCAGUGUUCUCCCUGCUGUUGCUCCUGCAGUGCAUUGUGGGAUCUGCGGUUCGGUACUCAAAAACGUACUCUUGUCGGGCCAAACAGUGCGAGGCCUUCAAGCAACACCAACGAACCAACCAACUUCUGCUGUAUAUUGUCUGUGUGAACGCUCGCUGGGAACCUUCGCAUGCUGCCCGGCGCAGAAAAACCUCAAAGUCACCUCUAUAUUGUUCUGUUCCUAAUGUGUGUAUGUAUGUGUGUGUGGGGGUCUGUAUGCGUGUAUUUAACAGCCAUCAUCCAACGUGGAAAAGAAAAGAAAAUGAGACGAACACGAGUUCAACCACAACAAAUAUGGUGGACAGAAGAGGCGACCUCUCAUCUCCAGGCCUUCUAUGCAAUGAAUCAUAUUGGGAAAAAAAACAGACAAGAGGAGGAGGAAGGGAAGUGAAUACACGGAUGGGAAAAGUCACACAGUCGUUAUUUAUCACACCUGAUUCAUAAUCGGCUUCUUGAUAUAACGAAUAUCAAGAUUGCUUUGGCAUCCUUCAUAGAUCAAGAUAAAGAGAUUGUGUUGAGCAUAAUAUAGGUCACCGGUAAGUUAGUAAAUAACAAGGAGGGUCUUUGUAUUACUUGUGUUAACCUGGCUCCUGCUUCAUGGUCCCUCCUCCCCCCCAUGUGGGAGUCUCUGCUGAAGGGUCUCUCGCUAAAGAUGCGUUCAUGACAGCUGGGAAAUGACAAUUAGAGCUGAGAGGACGAGUUGCUGCCACAGAUGCGCCACUGUUUUCAAUCAAAACGUUUUGUGCAGUAAAGUGUCUUUAUUUUUCAUAAAAUACAAUUCUUUACCUGUACAAGAAAAUUCAGUUGUUAGUAAAUCCCAUUCUAAAUCGUCUGUUUUAAAGGUAAAACUGCAUACAAGUAAACAGAAAUGUGAAUGAGCAAACGUAAAAGUCUCGCUAGAGAUGCUUCACGGUAAACAAUAAUCCAUUUGUUCUCAACACCGGUACAAGAGACGUAUUUCCCAGAAAUAACAAGGAAAUAAAAAUGCAUUUUAAAGGUUGUCCAGAGAUUUAUAUAGACAAAGAUAAUUAUUUAUAUGAAUAUAGACUAAAUCUAAUAUAAUUAUAAAGAUUUAGAAAUGUUUAACAAUAACAAAUUAAGAAUAUAUUCCCUAAUAUUGUUUGUGUCUGCUCAGGGGUGAAGAAGAAGAAAAGCUCCUCUUUAUUUUAUUUUAUUGAUUUAGUUUGACGACCAAAAGUCAUAGACUGAAAUCAUCUGACUAAAAAUACUGCUGGAGGCUACUAGUGAAGUACUAUUCAAGGCAUUCCGAAAUUGAAGUGUGUGUGUGUGUGUGUGUGUGUGUGUGUGUGUGUGUGUGUGUGUGUGUGUGUGUGUGUGUGUGUGUGUGU
Molecule: messenger RNA, 17343 nt
Organism: Anarrhichthys ocellatus (wolf-eel)
Lineage: Eukaryota; Metazoa; Chordata; Actinopteri; Perciformes; Anarhichadidae
Gene: bsna
Product: bassoon presynaptic cytomatrix protein a
Exons: 17
Coding region: 215-13411 (4398 amino acids)
Biological process (GO): protein localization to synapse; presynaptic active zone assembly
Cellular component (GO): glutamatergic synapse; axon; GABA-ergic synapse
Molecular function (GO): metal ion binding; structural constituent of presynaptic active zone
Source: RefSeq, a predicted model, not a curated record